Messenger RNA from Dicentrarchus labrax (European seabass), 1936 nucleotides. It is a transcript of the gene tmem47, whose product is annotated as transmembrane protein 47. The transcript has 3 exons. NCBI's taxonomy places the organism in Eukaryota, Metazoa, Chordata, Actinopteri, Moronidae. The record is from RefSeq and is a predicted model, not a curated record. Bases 260 to 805 code for a protein of 181 amino acids. Gene Ontology annotation, cellular component: cell-cell junction; membrane. Gene Ontology annotation, biological process: cell-cell adhesion.
GCACAGUCCCGUCCGCAGAGCGCUGAUCACCAGCAGCGGCAGCAGCGUCCUCUGGACUCAGGACGCGGAGCGAGCGGCGGCUCUCCAUCCUGCUACCCACAGCACGGGCACGGAGCAGGGGAGGAGAAGGACAACCACAACUUCAACCUGACUCAUUUUUUGGGGGGGGUUCGAGGAACGAGCCAGGAAAAAAAAAAAACACACACACAUCUUCUUUUUUCUUCUUCUUCUUUUUCUUAAUGAGUAAGAUACUUCAGAUAUGGCUUCAUCCGUGAGCGGCACAGAGGAGGUCCGGGUGUCGGUGAUGACGCCCCUGAAGUUGGUGGGACUCGUGUGCGUCUUUCUCGCCCUGUGCCUGGAUGUCGGGGCCGUGCUGAGCCCGGCGUGGGUCACGGCGGACGACCAGUACUACCUGUCCAUGUGGGUGUCCUGCUGGAAGCCCGUCAGCUCCGAGGAGUGGUCCUGCAACAGCACGCUGACCACCGACUGGCAGAUCGCCACACUGGCCCUGCUGUUGGGGGGGGCGGCCCUCACCCUGCUCUCCUUCCUCGUGGCGCUGAUCUCCCUGUGCUUCAGCUCCAGGAGUCGCUGUUACAAGCCUGUGGCUGUCAUGUUGUUCUCUGCAGUGGUGCUCCAGGUGUGCAGCUUGGUCCUGUUCCCCAUCAAGUUCAUAGAGACAGUCAGUCUGAGGGUGUAUCACGAGUUUAACUGGGGCUAUGGCCUUGCCUGGGGAUCCACCAUCUUCUCUUUUGGAGGAGCCAUCCUCUAUUGCCUCAAUCCCAAGAACUAUGAAGACUACUACUAAAAUAUGCGAGACAAGAAGAGAAAUUGAGACUCUGUUUCAUCCAGUGUCCUCUCAGUAAUAGGAACUUUCUGUCUGUUACACAAUGCACAACCACAGGCUAGAAAAAUAGGAAUAAACAAAAUGCUUAUUGUUAGUUGUCAGGACUGGAAAUGAGCUCUUCCAUUUGAUACUGUGAACUUAUUUUCUGAAAGACUAUCCUCACUCACUGGACCAGAGUCCCGUGCUUUCUUUUUCUGGCAGCAAACCCAGCUGUGAAAAAGAAACCCAAACCAGACAGUUUAAUUUGGGAGUGAAUGUCACCACUCAGAGAAGUCUGCGUCCCCUUUAAGUGGAACUCCAGUAGGUCUUAGAUUUGGGCAGAAAAUCUGGAGGGAACAGAUGGAUUCACUGACCCCAUACUAGGACGAAUUGGUGGACUAAUUAACCAAUCAGAGUAGAGAAGGCAAAGAAUGACGUAAACUCAGGCCAAUCAGGGAAGUAACGGAUUCAGGGAGAAAAAUAUCCUAUUGAAGCGAUAUCCUGAGGAUGACAAAGCGAGGAAGACAGGGCACACCUAAGGAAAUACAAAAUGCCGCAUUUCCUGAGAUACACUACAUCUGGAACUUGGCCUAGCCUUUUUCCCAUUGUAGAGUGUAAUAGCUUUGUGAAAGCAUGUCAUAAAGCUCCAAAGGACUGGCUUUAUUUUUUUGAGUCUAAUAAAAGGCUCUGAGAUAUUCAUAAUAAACAUAGGCUACCUAAGACAGUAAAAACAUUCCACAGCUACCUUCUAAAUGAUAUCAUACUGGUGAGAGGAACAUUUACUGGUUAAUGAAUAGCACAGAGUUGGUGAACCCUAUGGCUGCAUAAUGUAAAUCUGCAGCAUAACUUGAGUUAUACCUGCUUUUUUGAUAAACAAAAUUAUUGUAUUAUAUGUAAGUAUGUGCAAUAAGCAUAAUAAACCUAUAUUCUAAGAAGACCAGUGGGAAGGGAAAUGGCAAAUGACCAUGUCUGCUGAGUGUGUGUGCGCAUGUCUGCAUGAUCAUACCACACAGCAUGUGCUCAUACACCUCCCCAUGUGAUGCCUCCUUAUCUUCUCUCUGUAGACUAAGCACCAUUCAGAAUAAGAAUGUUCUGCUUCAGAAAACAAGAGGC